Messenger RNA from Euleptes europaea (tarantolino), 1827 nucleotides. RefSeq names its product G-protein coupled receptor 83-like. The record is from RefSeq and is a predicted model, not a curated record. Bases 1 to 1827 code for a protein of 608 amino acids. Gene Ontology annotation, biological process: G protein-coupled receptor signaling pathway. Lineage: Eukaryota; Metazoa; Chordata; Lepidosauria; Squamata; Sphaerodactylidae. Gene Ontology annotation, cellular component: neuron projection; plasma membrane. The transcript has 5 exons. Gene Ontology annotation, molecular function: neuropeptide binding; nucleic acid binding; neuropeptide Y receptor activity.
AUGGAGGUGCACCGAGGCGAAGGGAAUCGAGGCCGUUUCCCGGACGAGAGAGUGCGCCGCUUCAGAGAAGGUUCCUGUCUAUGUUGCGGUAGGAUGGGACACUUUGCAGCCAAGUGCACCAGCGGAUCGCCCAGGCAGGCGACAGACAAGAAAACUCUGACCAGCUACCAAGUUCCGGAUCUGAAGAGGACGGAGGGAACACUCACCUGGCGCGGGAUGGCGGCAUUAAUCACAAGGCCCCCGCUGGCGAAUCAGGAGCCCCCCACCCCCCCAGGCGCGCCCCGGCCCGCGCGCGCCUCGCUCUCCCCCCCCGGGGGCUGCUGGGCUCCGCGGGAGUUCCCGGGAAGGGCGUCGGGGCGCAGGAGGGGCGGAAGGCGGAGGCCGGGGGGGGACGAGGCGCCUCCUGCUCGCCAGAUCCCGGUCGGCCGGCCGGGCGGUGUUGGGAGCGGCGGGGAUGCUGCUGAGCCGCUGAGCCCAGACAGGCCCGCCGUCUGGCGAGCGGGCGGAGGCCACGUGCAGGUGAGCGGCCCUUUGGGCUGGUCCGGUGGGGGCGGGGCUCCUUUCUGCCGCUUGGCGCUGCUCGCUGCAAGGCUGCUCCUGGCCGCCGCCGCCGCCCUCCUCCCCUCCCUAGGCACUCUGGAGGAGCUGAACCACAAUGGUUCUGUGGGCAAACUCAUGUUCCUCUACCAGGCUGGCAACAGGACAUCUUUCAACUGGACAGACAGACGGAUUGUUGAGUGGGAGAAGUUUGCCGAACUGGCCAAGUAUGAACCAGAGUCACAGAAGCCCACAGUGAAGGCUGUCCUCAUUGUGGCCUACAUGGUCAUCAUUGUCAUGUCUCUCUUUGGGAACCUGCUGGUCUGCCACGUGGUGGUCAAGAACAAGAGGAUGCACUCGGCCACCAGCCUCUUCAUCGUUAAUUUGGCUGUCUCAGACCUCAUGAUCACCCUGCUCAACACACCCUUCACAUUGGUUCGAUUUGUGAACAGCACAUGGGUCUUUGGAAAAACCAUGUGUCACAUCAGCCGCUUUGUGCAGUAUUGCUCCCUCCAUGUAUGCACACUGACCUUGACAGCUAUAGCCCUGGACCGACAUCAGGUCAUCCUCAACCCACUUAAGCCCAGGCUUUCCCUGACAAAAGGAGCACUGAGCGUUUCUGUCAUCUGGGGGCUGGCGGCCUGCUUCUCGCUGCCCCACGCUAUCUACCAAAAGCUUUUCCAGUAUAAUUACAGGGAAGCGACCGUCCGGCGCUUGUGCCUUCCUGAUUUUCCAGAGCCAGCAGAGCUGGUGUGGAAAUACUUGGAUCUUUCCACCUUUCUCCUCCUCUACCUCUUGCCCUUCCUCAUCAUAACUGUCACUUACACACGGCUGGCCAAGAAGCUGUGGUUGCGCAAUGCCAUUGGGGACAUCACCACACCGCAGUAUGUUGCCCAUCACAAGAGCAAGAAGAAGAGUAUCAAGAUGCUGGUGGUGGUGGUGGUGGUCUUUGCCGUCUGCUGGCUCCCGCUCCAUUGUUACGUGCUGCUCGUUUCCAGCCUGGGGAUCCAAACCAAGAACUCCCUUUAUUUCGCGUUGCACUGCUUUGCCAUGAGCAGCACCUGCUACAAUCCUUUCAUCUACUGCUGGCUGAACGAAGGCUUCCGCUCGGAGCUCAAGGCCUUGCUUGCUGUUUGCUGGAAGGCGCCGCAGACGCAGAACAACCUGUUCCCUGGGGUGGUCAUGCCGUAUCGGGAGGCGUGGAUGGAGCAGGCCAGGUACAAGCCGAGAGCUUCCUUACAGAGCAUUCGAUCCACCACCAAUGUGCAGACAUUCAACACUGAUUUGUGA